Molecule: messenger RNA, 561 nt
Organism: Caenorhabditis remanei
Lineage: Eukaryota; Metazoa; Nematoda; Chromadorea; Rhabditida; Rhabditidae
Exons: 1
Coding region: 1-561 (186 amino acids)
Source: RefSeq, a predicted model, not a curated record
AUGUCGGAUGAAGACGUUCAAAAGGCUAAAAUGGAGAAGCGGAAGGAAUUCCUAGAUGAUCGGAUGAAAGUUGAAGAGAUGAUAACGGAAAUCGAGGAUACAUGGGGAAAACGAUGCAGAUGCAAGAUGCCCGGUCAUUAUCUGACAAAAGUUAAUGAAGUAUCGGGGAAGAAGCGGAAGGAUAAUAAAAAACGAAGGAUUUAUAUGCCGAGAACGCCACUUGAGACCCCGGAAGAGUACGAAAAGGUGUUAGAGGCUGAAAGAAACAGAUCCAAUUUCCUCUCUGAAAUCGACCAGCUAUUGGAAGAAGCUAUGAAGUCUUUCGACACAUCGAAAACCUCCGAAGAAUCCAAAAUCACCAAAAAGUCCACCUCUCCAUCUUCUAAACCCACAGAAACCAUUUCGGAGGAGAAGCCAAGAAAAGCGCCAGAGGCACCCCAGCCGAUGAGUGUGACGACGCCGACGAAGAAUGAUGAUGUUGUGAUCCAGAAGAAGGAGAAGAAGAUGGUGGUGGAGAAAAAGAAGAAAAAGAAGAAGAAUCCGUGUUGCUCGAUUUGCUGA